Molecule: messenger RNA, 825 nt
Organism: Stylonychia lemnae
Lineage: Eukaryota; Ciliophora; Spirotrichea; Sporadotrichida; Oxytrichidae
Source: the annotation of a GenBank genome assembly
AUGAGUAUAAUAUGCUUUGUGGAGACAAAGAUUCAUGCAAUUGAAAAGCAGACAGUGAAUUGGAUUUAGAGCUCUCAACUUUAGAAAACGGUACACUACUUUCAGCUUUAAUAUUUUAAAAAAGGGCAAGACAUUGAGGAAAAUAUUGAAAAAACGGAUUCAGGAGAUCACAAGAAAAAUUAUUCUAUUCCUUAGGCCAUUAUUUAAGACAAAAAUAUUUUGACUUGGAGUUCAUCAUUAAAAAGAACUUUUAGACCUAUAAGUAAAGGAUCAUUUAGAGGCAGUACUUUUCAGCUAAGUGCAGCAGCAAUUGGUUCAGGAUCUCUAUCACUCCCUUAUGUGAUGGCAAAAAACGGAUUUAUUCUUGGAUUGUUGAUGAUUAUUAUCGGUUGUAUUUCAACCAUUGUUAGUUUAAUGAUGCUGGGAAAUUGUUUAGCGAAAAUUCAUCCACCUAAUUACACUUAUUUAAUUAGCGAGGUAAUAGGUAUGAAUGUAGAUCACCAUAUUGGUUGGCUUAUAAUUAUUUCAGCUAUUGGAUCAAAUGUGUCGUAUCUAAUCGCCAUAAUUUAAAUGAUACAAGUUUUUGCUGCUAAUAUUGGAUUAAAUAUGUAUCUAGCUAACGUCUAGCAUGUAAAGAUAGCUAUAGCUGCUUUUAUCUCUCUAAUCAUUUUACUCCCUUUUGGACUGACAAGAAAUUUUAGUGGUUUCAGAUACCUAAGUAUAUUUUCAAUUUCUUCUUUGGUUUACAUAAUGCUUGUACUAUUAUAUGAGUUGCCAGAUGUUUUUUUCUUUUUCUUGCCAUACCGAUUUUAUUCAGAUCUAUGA